This is a messenger RNA of Labeo rohita (rohu), 7536 nucleotides long. It is a transcript of the gene slc8a1b, whose product is annotated as solute carrier family 8 member 1b. The transcript has 7 exons. Gene Ontology annotation, cellular component: axon; sarcolemma; postsynapse. Gene Ontology annotation, molecular function: calcium:sodium antiporter activity. The record is from RefSeq and is a predicted model, not a curated record. Lineage: Eukaryota; Metazoa; Chordata; Actinopteri; Cypriniformes; Cyprinidae. Bases 686 to 3517 code for a protein of 943 amino acids. Gene Ontology annotation, biological process: calcium ion import across plasma membrane; cell communication; sodium ion transmembrane transport.
CCGGCUGGAGAGGUUGCAGUAUAGAAAAUGAAUGAGAUGUCUAGUGUGUGAUGUAUUACACCACUACAAAUGAAACCGGUAUUGUAUCACGUGGUCACCGUGACUGAUAAUUCAUUCAUUGAUCAUCAGUAACAGGGAUAAAGGACCGUUUGCGUUCAUACUCGUGUAUGAGAGAGGGCAACAGAGAGAAAAAGAGAAACGCUGAAGCAGAAUCCCUGCUCGCUCUCUUUCUCUUUUUCUUCCCGAACGCGGAGCGCGUAUCCCACUCACAGACCGCGAGGCUCCGCGGCACGCGCGCACACGCUCGCUCACACACACUCACUCACGCACCCAGUCACACACACACACACACUGAACCAGCCGAGAGAGGGAAGAAUGAGGAAGAACUCGCACGCACAUUUCAGCUCUCACAGAUUUGCUGAUAAAGCAUCAGAUAUUUGAUCUCUACGGGUCUGUUUGGGGAAAAACACGCGUGUAUGGAAAUCGGAGGGUGCGUAUAAUACACGCGUGCGUCUGUAAUCUUUCCUGCAUCUCAUAUAUAAAAACCUAAACUAAUGCGAGCUGGGAUACUACUGACGGCUUCCGACAAGCACUGUCUCCGUUAACACUCCUGCUGCCGUUUUCCCACAGAUUGACUACUUCACGGAGCGCCGUUACGCAGAAGUUUGUCACCGAGUAAGGAACGAUGAGGCAUCGUGAGACCUCCCCACGCCUGUUCCUGAGCUUUCAGUGUCUAGUCGUCAUGGUGAUAAUGCUCUACAACGUCCACCAUGUGACAGCGGAACAUGCUCCAGACCACAGCCAGGAUCAUAGUUCUCCUGCCAACAAGUCUUUGAACUGUGGUGGGUCAGUUUCAUGUGCCCCAGGAGUCAUCCUUCCGGUAUGGGAGCCCCCAAACCCUUCGUUUGGAGACAAGGUAGCAAGAGCCACCGUUUACUUUGUGGCACUGGUAUACAUGUUUCUGGGAGUUUCGAUUAUUGCUGACCGCUUCAUGGCAUCCAUCGAGGUCAUCACCUCUCAGGAGAAGGAGAUCACCAUUAAGAAACCCAAUGGUGAAACGACCACUACGACUGUACGCAUCUGGAACGAAACUGUGUCCAACCUCACACUAAUGGCUCUGGGGUCUUCAGCUCCUGAGAUUCUACUCUCGGUCAUUGAAGUGUGCGGCCAUAAGUUUGAAGCCGGUGACCUCGGACCCUCUACCAUCGUCGGCAGUGCAGCUUUCAACAUGUUCGUCAUUAUUGGAAUCUGUGUCUACGUGGUGCCCGACGGAGAGCAACGCAAGGUGAAACACCUUCGUGUUUUCUUCGUCACCGCCGCUUGGAGCAUCUUCGCCUACUUGUGGCUCUACCUGAUCUUGGCUGUUAUCUCACCAGGUGUCGUCCAGGUCUGGGAAGGUCUUCUCACGCUUUUCUUCUUUCCAAUUUGCGUGGUCUUUGCUUGGAUCGCUGACCGCCGCCUGCUGUUUUACAAGUAUGUUUACAAGCGAUACCGAGCCGGCAAGCACCGUGGCAUGAUCAUCGAGACGGAGGGCGACCGUCCUCUGCCAUCCAAGGUGGAUAUUGAGAUGGACGGGAAGAUGUUGAACUCUCACGCGGUGGACUUCUUGGAUGGAUCUCUGGCUUUGGAACUGGAAGACAAAGAUCUUGAUGAGGAGGAAGCAAGACGUGAAAUGGCAAAGAUCCUGAAGGAGCUGAAGCAGAAACAUCCUGAUAAAGAGGUGGAGCAGUUGAUUGAACUGGCUAAUUACCAGGUGCUCAGCCAGCAGCAGAAGAGCCGUGCAUUCUACCGAUGCCAAGCGACCCGCUUAAUGACCGGUGCAGGCAACAUUCUGAAGAAGCAUGCGGCUGACCAAGCUCGUAAAGCAGUGAGCAUGCACGAGGUGCGCAGUGACACUGGAGAGAACGACCCGAUUUCUAAGAUCUUUUUUGACCCUGGUUCUUACCAGUGCUUGGAAAACUGCGGCACCGUAGCUGUGAAUGUGAUUCGGCGUGGAGGCGAUCUCAACCAGACCGUCUCAGUGGAAUUCCGCACGGAAGAUGGUACCGCAAACGCCGGCUCAGAUUACGAAUUCACAGAAGGCACUAUCGUUUUCAAGCCAGGUGAGACGCAGAAGGAGAUCCGAGUUGGAAUUAUUGACGAUGACAUUUUUGAAGAGGACGAGAACUUCCUCAUCCACCUCAGCAAUGUCCGUGUGCUUCAUGAGGGUGAUGAGCCUGAGACCACUGAGGCCAACCAUGUGGAGACCAUCGCAACUCUCGGUGUGCCCUCCUCAGCAACAGUCACCAUCUUCGACGAUGACCAUGCUGGAAUCUUCACGUUUGAAGAGCCAGUCACCCACGUUAGUGAGAGUGUGGGUGUCAUGGAAGUGAAGGUCCUGCGUACGUCUGGGGCCCGUGGAGUGGUGGCACUGCCAUAUAAAACCGUUGAGGGAACUGCGCGUGGAGGGGGAGAGGACUUUGAAGACAGCCAUGGUGUUCUGGAGUUCCAAAACGACGAAAUCUUGAAGACGAUAUCAGUCAGGGUUCUCAAUCGAGAGGAAUACGAUAAGCAAUGCAGCUUUUGCAUAGAGCUACAGACGCCACUUUGGAGAAGGAGAGGAUGGACAGUAUACAGAGAGGAGGAGAAAGAGGCGGUGCAGGAAGAGGAGGAGCCUCUGACAGGUGAAGAGGAAGAGGAACGACGCAUCGCUGAAAUGGGGAAGCCGAUGUUAGGAGAUCACCCCAAACUGGAGGUUAUCAUUGAGGAAUCCUAUGAAUUCAAGAACACAGUUGACAAACUGAUUAAAAAGACAAACUUGGCUCUUCUGGUUGGCACCAACAGCUGGAGGGACCAGUUCAUCGAGGCCAUCACAGUCAGCGCUGGUGAGGAUGAUGAUGAUGAAGAAUGCGGAGAGGAGAAGCUCCCCUCCUGCUUCGAUUACGUAAUGCAUUUCCUCACUGUCUUCUGGAAAGUUCUCUUCGCCUUUGUCCCGCCCACCGACUACUGGAACGGAUGGGCGUGUUUCGUGGUGUCAAUCAUUAUGAUUGGCGUUCUGACAGCUUUCAUCGGAGACCUGGCAUCCCAUUUCGGCUGCACCAUUGGACUCAAAGACUCCGUCACGGCGGUGGUGUUUGUAGCGCUGGGAACUUCAGUGCCAGACACCUUUGCCAGUAAAGUGGCAGCGAUACAGGAUCAGUAUGCCGACGCGUCCAUCGGAAACGUGACGGGCAGCAACGCCGUGAACGUCUUCUUGGGCAUCGGAGUGGCUUGGUCCAUCGCCGCCAUCUACCACAACUCGAAGGGCCACGAGUUCAGGGUGGAGCCGGGUAACCUGGCCUUCUCCGUCACCCUCUUCACCAUUUUCGCCUUUAUCUGCGUGGCGGUGCUCAUGUACCGCCGCCGGCCCGACAUCGGCGGCGAGCUGGGGGGUCCGCGGACUGCUAAAGCAUUGACCACCAUGCUUUUCGUCAGCCUCUGGCUCAUCUACAUCCUGUUCUCCUCUCUGGAGGCUUACUGCCACAUCAAGGGCUUCUAAACACAUAAGUACACGCGCUCACACACGCAUAUACACGCAGAACUACACACCUUCACACAGUGACACACACAAUCAUGCAUUCUGUGGAAAAAUACGCAAAGACUAAAGGGUAAUGAGUAAAGACUGCAGAGGAAGGCAACAGCGGCGGACUCGGUGGAUAAUCGUUUUCCGCAGACCAUCGGCCCGUUCUUCUGUUCUCUCAACACGCCACUUCUUUCAUCCUCAUCUUCCUCUGUUUGUUGUGUGACUGCAUCUGAUUGGACGGGGUGUGACCACAGUGUUCAAACAUCAAGACUAGACUAUGAAAAGCUACUAUUGCUACCUUUAACUACUGUAGUUGUGCUUUUUUAAACCUAAACCAGUUUAAAAGCCACGUGGGACCGUGGAAUCUGUAAGCUCCCUUCAUAGUGCCAUGGAACUCUGGGUAAUGUGGCUGUGUGUUAUAGGUUUGUUAUCUUAACGUGGACCGAGCAGUACUGUAAUUUCGCUUUGGUGAUUUUUCAGACACACUAACGCUUUGUGUUUACACACGACAAAAUCGUUAACUUAAACAUCUUAUGUUGUUCUCAAGAGCAGCUCUGUGUAACUAGUUCCUGCGAAGGCCAGUUUUUAUCCCGCUCUUGCACUGGUGCAGUUCAUUCCAGUUCAGAAAGAGAAUAACAAUAAGGAGAGCGUAUUACGCCAGCUCUAAUCUCUCUCGGCGCUGAAGCUUUAGAGACCAGAGGUGCACUAGUGCAAGACUUUGAUUUAAAAGCCUUGAUCUGACGUUCUCAAAGAGCUCGGGUUAAAGAACAUCCUGAAUUUUCGAAUACAAACAUACCGCAGAUUCGAUUAUUAAUUUAUGCAAUCGAUGGAACGCGUAGUGAAGAUAAUCCAGCAUGUGACAUGCUUUUGCCAACAUCACAUCGAGAGUUUACAAUUAUGACUGUUACUUUCCGUCCAAACAUACAUGCAUACAUUUACAAUCACACACUACGAAAUACGCCAAACCAGUGGUCAUUGGUUCUCAAACACACAAUUUACAGUCGUACACAUGCAAGCAUGUAUAAUGGGUAGUCUUUGCUUGAUAAACUUGCUCAUACAGAUACAGUCACUCACUCAUCUGUGUGGAGUUUACGAGGGCACGCUUUCCCUCCAACCCUGCUGAGAUUGCUUCUUUGUACUUUGUAGAUUCGCUGCAUACGGAGCUGUAAGGUAAAUCUCAUAGAGUAGUCACGGUUUUAGACGUAGGUCGAUUUUAAAAGCAGAAACUGUAGAACUAAUCUGAAUUUGACUCUAAACAACUUUAGGAUAGCAUGGUUUAACACAAACGAACUAAAAAAAAACAUAGCUCGGUUUUAAAAUUUUGAAAAUGCAAAUGCAGGAUUUUUCACUCUCCUUUCCGAAGUUGGAUUUCCAGGCUUAGUGGGGGAAGUAGAAAUGUACUGAGCACAGUAGAUCUGACGUAGAUAUUCUGGACUAUUGUGUAGUUUGCGCCAAAUUUGCCAAAGGGAAAAUCUUUCUAAUGGAGUGUGCCACACAGCCCCUGAAGUGGGUUUUCUAUUUCAAAUCGUACGUUUUUUUACCCACACCAAAAAUGUCCUUGCAAGGAUAAAGAGGCCUUGGUGACAUUUCUUACAGGUGUUUGUACUGAAGGGAUCCAGCCUACAGCUCUUUUACUGCAUCCAAACACCUUUUCUUCUAACGAAAGAGUGUUUUUAAAGGGAUUCUGUGUUGGGGUUUGUAGUCUCAGUAGCUUGAUUUUGAAAGAAACGAAAAUGAUUCUUUCUUUUCCGUUGUUUGUUUUAUUUAGUGUUACAUUUAUAAUGAAAGGAAACUAUGUCAUACCAGCUCCAGGGCAUUUCCGUAGGAAACCUUCGAUGAUGACCUUUAAUCCCUGAUGAAGAUGGUCCGCUGUUGCUUGCUAAUUCUAAGAUCCACAAGAAAGACACUACAAACAAAAGACUUUUUCCUGAAGCCUAAUAUCUAUUUAACCAAUAAACAAACAAAUGAAGUUGGAGUGAAGUUGAAGUGAAUUACAGCCAUACCAAGCUCUGCCGAGAAGACUUUCACGGACUCUCGCUGUACGUGCUGCUCGCUAGCCGUCGCACCAACCGACCGCAAGUGCGCCUCUCUCGGUACAGGGCGUUCUCAAACUGUACGCGGUCUCUAAGGUUUAUACUGUAUAUGUAUUUGCUUUAGCAGAGCAGGGGUCAGCAAUUGUGCGUCUGUGCUCUGUGGUCUGUAAAUCAGGGCGUGGCUGCAUUGGAACCGCCCCCCCUGUGGAACCUAGCCCCUCCCCUUGCCCCGCCCCCUUGUUUGCCAUGUCCAUAUUUGGAAUGUUAAUGUGCUUCGUGUUGACAAUGCAUGGAUGCUAACCUGUCUGUAUAUAGUACGCAGAAUCCCCUUCAUUAAUGUAGUUGACAGAGGUUUGAAAGCUGUAUAGAUAUUCAAUCUUUUGUUUCGUUUGCUUGUUUGUUUGAGUUUCCCGUCUGUAAGUUUCAUUUGAAUGUGUUUAGAAUUUUUUUAUUGCACAUGUAUAUUAAAAAGGCAGUAUCUGUCGUUUGGUACAGGAGGAGCACAUGUGCAAACGAAGGAAGCAAUAUAUCAAUGCCUAUGCUUGGUUGUUGCAAUGGUUGUAUUAUUUAACAGUAUGAAAUAUUUUGUCUCUGAAGCGGUGUGUAUGUAUAUACUGUACAGUAGAAUGAAGGCAGAGUCGCCGCUCUGCCGUUAUCACAGAGAGAAUACAACGUAUUUAUUUGAGACUUCAGAAUGACAAAUAUUGCCUUUUGGAUUGAUUGUUGCAUAGAGCUUGUUUCGUUCUAGUUUCUUCGCUGAGCAGUGUGUGUGUGCGCGAGCGCGUGUACGUGUUUGAAUGUUUGUGUGGUUGGUCCGGAGCAGUCUGUGAUAUUUGUAAGAAUUAAAGGAACAUAUAAUCCGUUAUUUAUCUGCUCCGAGUCUGUAAACCAUCUUGCAAAAAUCAGUGAACCAUCUGGAAAAUGUCUGUAAAACAGGAGAAUGUGUGUGAAGCGUCAGGGUUUGCCUCGUGUAUGUCUUACAUUCCUAAACCCCCUUUCUAUUCCUCACUGCUCAGAUGGACUCUAGUCUUUCAGGGGUUUAAUACAAAUCUUUGAUAAUAUUAUUUCCUCCUUCCCCCUCUCUUUAUCUCUCUCUCUCCUCUAACUCUCCAAUCCAAGGCCUCACUAACAUCUUGCAUUAAUGUGUCCAGUGAAAUUAUGUAGGCUGUAUGUUGUAAACAAUCGCAGUGUAUAUGUGUAAAGACGUCCCUGGUAUUCCUAAACAGUGUGUGUAUGUGUGUAAAUGUGUCUACAUUUCACUUAUUUAUAAUGUAUAAAUUUAUAGCAUGUAUAAAGGUUUGCAAAACCACUUAUACUGCAAAGAAUAUUGUUCUUAACUAGUUAUUUUGUCUUGUUUUCCAGUAACAAAUCUAAGAUUUGUUUUCAGACUUUAACUAUUGAAAAAAUAGAAAAUAUACAGGAAAACAGGACAAAACACUGUUUUGUUUAGUUUUUUUGCAGUGUAAACAUGGCAGAAAGCUCUCAUGCCAAAGCAGGAUUGAAUGUAUUGUAUGUAACGUAAUAGCUGGUCUAAAGGCUGUGAGUUUUAUUAUCUUAUCUGUCUUGUACAGAUCGAGGGGCUCAAAUCAUUGUGUGUGUUUGAUCGCUGUAAACUAACGCUGAGAGUCAUGUUAAUGCAAGUGUGUGUGGCCUUGUGGCAUAGUGUGUCUUACACAGUCCUCUUGUCAUGGGCUUAUUAAAGCUAACUCUAUUUUCCUCCUCUCUCUUUCUUAUCUCUUCUUCCUCUCUUGCCUUUUUGCUUUAUUUGACGCUGUUUUGUUUUAAUCGUUAGGUUGUUUUAAUUUCAAUCUGAAUAAUUAAAUAUGAGGUUUUUUUGGUUUUGUUUUGAUUUAUUUUUGUGUUGCACUCAAUCUAAUAAGAUGGACGUCCACUAACUGUGAUUGCUCCCCUAGUACACCUCUACACAGGAAAUAAAGUUUGGGAUAUCCUGUUUAGAGCCAA